AGAGCAACGGUAGUGUUUUUGGUAUCAAAAUGCGAUCGGCACUUAAUGGCCCGAUCACGGAGUGAUGAAAUUCCGAUAUGCGAUUUGCUGAUACAACGCUUCGUCGAUAAAGGCAUUAUUUUUUCGUGUCUGGCUCGAUUUGAUCGUCAACUGGCAGUAAAUGCACCGGAACUUUGUGGCCGUGUGCAUUUGUUCUUUGUCAGCGCACCGGUUUUUCAUGCUCUCAAAACCGGUGAGAUUGCAGCACUGCUAUUUUUGUUGCACGAACGCGCAGUGUUCGAUUUUCUCAAGCAGAAACGGAUGAUCGCUGAGAUGUUGCAGUCAUCAGUGAUUCCGGAAGCUAGAUCCAGUGCUUGGUUUAGUUCCGAAGUUGUCAAUUCCUCGUUUCCGCAGCUUACUUGA
Molecule: messenger RNA, 402 nt
Organism: Gongylonema pulchrum
Lineage: Eukaryota; Metazoa; Nematoda; Chromadorea; Rhabditida; Gongylonematidae
Source: the annotation of a GenBank genome assembly